CAUUCCAUUCCAUUCAUACCCCUCCCUCUCUCUCUCUAAUACUGUUUCUCACAAGCCAACUACUAUGGCUGUGAAAUCUCUCUUCAUCGUAUGUUUUAUGUCAGCUUUGAUUCAACUAACCUUGGCUUCUAAGGCCAGGCAUUUCAAAUGGGAAGUGGGUCAUAUAUUCUGGUCACCGGAUUGCCUUGAGAACGUCGUGAUAGGGAUAAACGGGCAGUUUCCAGGGCCAACUAUCCGUGCCAAGGCCGGCGACACCAUCGUUGUGGAACUUACUAAUAAGCUCCACACUGAGGGUGUUGUAAUUCAUUGGCACGGCAUCCGGCAGUUUGGAACCCCAUGGGCAGAUGGAACGGCGGCCAUCUCGCAGUGUGCAAUCAAUCCAGAGGAAACCUUUGUAUACAGAUUUAUAGUUGAUAAGCCUGGCACAUAUUUCUACCAUGGGCAUUAUGGGAUGCAAAGGUCCGCUGGGUUGUAUGGUUCUUUGAUUGUCGAUGUUGCAGAUGGUGAGAAGGAGCCUUUCCAUUACGACGGGGAGCUCAACAUGCUCUUGAGCGAUUGGUGGCAUAAGGACGUGACCGAGCAGGGCCUCGGUCUCUCUUCCAAGCCAUUUCGGUGGAUAGGAGAACCUCAGUCGCUGUUGAUCAAUGGGAAAGGACAGUACAACUGUUCACUCGCAGCGCAUGUUAGCAACAGCUCGUUGCCCUUGUGUCGAAAGCUGCACGGCCACUGCUCGCCCCACGUCCUUCACGUCAUUCCUAACAAAACCUACCGGCUCAGGAUAGCAAGCACCACCGCACUUGCCUCAAUCAACGUCGGCAUCGGACAUCACAAGAUGGUAGUAAUAGAAGCCGACGGAAACUACGUAGAACCGGUGACCGUCGACAACAUCGACAUCUACUCUGGCGAAAGCUACUCCGUCCUAAUCACGACCGAUCAAAACCCAUCAUCAAACUACUGGGUGUCCUUAAACGUAAGAGGACGGAAUCCAAGCACCCCACCCGGCCUAACCAUCUUGAACUACCAUCCCAACUCCCCAUCAAAGCUCCCAACCUCCCCACUUCCCGUCUCCCCUGCAUGGAAUGACUACCCCAAGAGCAAGGCCUUCUCCAACAAGAUCCUCGCCAGGCCCGGCUCCCCCAAACCACCAACCAAACCCAACCGUCGGAUCUUCCUCCUCAACACCCAAAACACAAUCGACGGUUACACCAAGUGGGCCAUCAACAACAUCUCCUUGGUCUUACCCACAACCCCCUAUCUGGGUUCCAUCAAAUACCGUUUGAAAAAUGCAUUCGAUGUUGAGAGCCCGCCGGAAACUUUCCCAAGCGACUAUGACGUGAUGAAGCCGCCAGUGAACCCGAAUUCAACGCACGGCAGUAAUGUGUACAUGUUCAAAUUCAAUAACACGGUGGACGUGAUUCUCCAGAAUGCGAAUGCGUUGUCGGCGGACGUCAGCGAGAUACAUCCAUGGCAUUUGCACGGACACGAUUUCUGGCUGUUGGGAUAUGGAGAAGGGAAGUUCACAGCAGCAGACGAGAAGAAAUUGAAUUUAAAAAACCCACCGUUGAGAAAUACAGCUGUGAUUUUCCCAUACGGUUGGACUGCAUUGAGAUUCGUUACAGAUAAUCCUGGUGUUUGGGCUUUCCACUGCCAUAUCGAGCCUCAUCUGCAUAUGGGGAUGGGUGUGGUCUUCGCCGAAGCUGUCCAUCUUGUUAAGAAGAUACCCAAUGAAGCUUUGGGAUGUGGGAUGACGGCGAAGAUGCUGAUCCGACCUUGAAAAUAGUAGCAUUUGUUUGUUGGGAUUUUCUUCCCCUCUAGUGAAACCAGUGCCAUUGCUCUGUAUGGGUUUUCUUCAGUUAGUUGUUUUGUAAUCUUAUUCAUGUAAUGUAGCAUCUCUAGGAAGUUGUUGUAGAAGGUAUAUAUAGAGAUGGAAAAGCAGUAAUGGUAAUUGAGAUUAUGAUAUUUGUGUU
Messenger RNA from Magnolia sinica, 1967 nucleotides. RefSeq names its product L-ascorbate oxidase-like. Bases 65 to 1774 code for a protein of 569 amino acids. Gene Ontology annotation, cellular component: extracellular region; plasmodesma. Gene Ontology annotation, molecular function: copper ion binding; oxidoreductase activity. The record is from RefSeq and is a predicted model, not a curated record. NCBI's taxonomy places the organism in Eukaryota, Viridiplantae, Streptophyta, Magnoliopsida, Magnoliales, Magnoliaceae. The transcript has 5 exons.